AUGGCAUUGUUUAAAGAAUGGGAGCCUGAUGCACAUAGCCUUGCAGCCAUCUGGAAGAUAGAAGAACCGGAAGCUUUUUUCGUAGAUCAAACCGGCGUGUCGUCGGACAUUAAAAGUGAUAAGCGCCGCAUGGAGCGGCUGGCUGGCCGCUUCCUGCUCCAAUUCCUGAAACAAGAUUUCCCCUUGCACCGUAUCUAUAAAGAUGCGCAGGACAAGCCGCGGAUACCGGACGACCGUUAUUUCUUUUCCAUCUCGCACUCCUAUCCGUAUGUGGCAGCGAUGAUCAGUGAUACAACGGAAUGCGGCAUUGAUAUACAAACCUGGCAUGACCGGAUGGAAACGUUGCAGCAUAAGUUCCUUUCUGCGCGGGAGCAGCAAUACUUUAAAAACGAUACCCGCCUGAUCACCCUCGCCUGGGAUGCCAAGGAAGCUGCUUAUAAAUGGCUGGGGCAGCGUGGCAUUGACUUUAUUGAACACCUGCCCAUCCGCGCUUUCAGCGAACUGGACGACUAUUACUUCUUUGAACUCAUGGCUGGCCGCCCCGGCGAUACGCACCCGUUAAGCAUCGAAGCCUUUCUUUUUCAAGAUUUCGGGCUGGCAUUUACAACAAAGUAA
Messenger RNA from Ostertagia ostertagi, 615 nucleotides. The record is from the annotation of a GenBank genome assembly. Lineage: Eukaryota; Metazoa; Nematoda; Chromadorea; Rhabditida; Trichostrongylidae.